Hemibagrus wyckioides is the source of this 3995-nucleotide messenger RNA. RefSeq names its product protein phosphatase 1, regulatory subunit 37 (gene ppp1r37). Bases 16 to 2490 code for a protein of 824 amino acids. The record is from RefSeq and is a predicted model, not a curated record. NCBI's taxonomy places the organism in Eukaryota, Metazoa, Chordata, Actinopteri, Siluriformes, Bagridae. The transcript has 12 exons. Gene Ontology annotation, molecular function: protein binding.
GUUGUUUGUGUCAUAAUGACCUUUGACCUUGAGUGUGUUUGCUCUCAUGUCUCUACAGCUCAGAAUGUGACGGUUGAGGAGAUCCUGAACGCCUACAGACACGCCUGCCAGAAACUCAACUGUAAACCCAUCCCUAAAGUGCUCAAGCAGAUUCAGGAGUUGACAGAGCUGACUCAGCGAAACGACUGCCUGGAUCUGAAAGGAGAGAAGUUGGACUACCGGGCUUGUGAGUCUCUGGAGGAGAUUUUAAAGCGAGUUCAGUUUAAAGUUGUGGAUCUGGAACAGACGAAUCUGGAUGAAGAUGGAGCAUCGGCAUUAUUCGAUAUGAUCGAGUAUUAUGAGUCUGCCACUCACCUCAACAUUUCCUUCAACAAGCACAUCGGCACCAGAGGCUGGCAGGCCGCCGCCCACAUGAUGAGGAAGACAAGUUCUCUGCAGUACCUGGAUGCAAGGAGCACUCCACUGCUGGAUCAUUCGGCUCCGUUCGUGGCUCGUGCUCUGAGGAUCAGCGGCAGUCUGACGGUUCUGCACCUCGAGAACGCCGGACUGUCUGGACGUCCACUAAUGCUGCUGGCUACAGCUCUGAAGAUGAAUAUGAACCUGCGUGAACUUUACCUGGCUGAUAAUAAGCUGAACGGUCUGCAGGACUCGGCACAGCUGGGAAACCUGCUCAAAUUUAACUACAACAUCCACAUCCUGGACCUGAGGAACAACCACAUCCUGGACUCAGGUUUGGCGUAUAUCUCUGAGGGUCUGAAGGAACAGAGGAAAGGUCUGGUCACUCUGGUGCUCUGGAACAACCAGCUCACACACAACGGCAUGGGCUACCUCGCUUCUGCACUGCCAUGUACUCAGAGUUUGGAGACUCUGAAUCUUGGACACAAUGCGGUAGGGAACGAGGGAGUGCUGAAGCUGAAGGAUGGACUGAUAGCGAAUCGUUCUCUCCUGCGCCUCGGCCUCGCCUCCACCAAACUGUCAUGUGAAGGUGCCGUGGCCGUGGCCGAGUUUUUUGCCGAGAGUCCACGACUGCUGCGCCUGGACCUGCGGGAGAACGAGAUAAAGACCGGAGGACUGAUGGCUCUGUCACUCGCUCUGAAGGUCAACACCUCACUGCUCCGCCUCGACCUGGACCGAGAACCCAAGAAAGAGACGGUGAAGAGCUUUAUUGAGACACAGCGCACCCUGCUGACUGAAAUCCAGAAUGGCUGCAAGCGUAACUUCAUACUUGCUAAAGAGAAGGAGGAAUCUCAGCAGCAGAUGAGGCAGUCUGUGUCCAUGGCUGAAAUCGCCACUGAAGACCCACCUCCUGAGGAAGAGGAGGACGGCAGAGAUCAGGUCUCAGAGGACGAGAAGACCAAACAUGAGGAGGAUGAGCAGGAAGAGGAGGAGAGCGAGAAGCCGAGCGAAGUUCGAGAGGAUGAAGAACAAACAUCAGUCACUCAGGACGUCUCGGAUUCUGAUACCGACACCGACGAUGAUGAGAACGAAGAUGCCACAGGGACGCGAGCGGCUGCACAGACAACAGCCCUGACACGAACCCCGCCCCCUGUAAACACCACCCUUAGUGCCUGUAAGACUCUGCCCAUUCACAUACCUAGCUCCACCCCUGAGACAGCAAGCAUGAUGUCAGGGGUCAGAGUGACGGAAGCGAGCGUGUCGAGCGGAACACCGUCUUCACCUGGACGCUGCUUCUCUGUGUCCAGCCCAGGCAGAGGACACAAGAUCUUCAUGGUGACGCGUGUGGAAAGUCCUCCUGAACAACAGCAGCAGCAGCGUGACCUACUGAAGCAUGUCCAGGAGAAUAAAACACCUUCUGAGUCAUCGUCAAAACAGCAGCCAGUCUCUCAGGACCAGCAGAGUGCAGAGAGGACCACUUCAGCUCAGGAGACAUCCAAAGAACCUUCACGAGUAUCAGCAGAGUCUAAACCAGGAGAAUCAGAACUAUCACUGAGCACCACAGAGGAACAACCUUCCACACACGGCCAAACACAGCAGGAACUGAAUCUCAGCUCGGAACUGGACAAGGAAACAACGAGAGAGGAGACUGUGCAAACUGAGCAUGCUCAGAUCCAUCACAGCACCCCUGCAGAGGAACUGUUCCAGGAUCAGCAGAAACAUGCUGAAGAACCUCGGAGCAGAGAUCCCUCUGGAGAUCUACAGGAGGAAUUCACAGAACAUCUAGACACACUAUCACCAAACAAUGACCAACAGCUGGAUAAAGACGCAUUGCUGGAACAGGAUCUGGAAACAGUAAACAGCUUUUCUUCAGCAAACCAAGUGGAGAGUCUCGACACAGCGCCACCUCCAGGCACCACGCUGCCCAACGGCCUGAAGCCUGAGUUCACGCUGCACCUGCUGGAGCCAGAGGCACAUAAAGCGGCCUACUGCGUGAUGGAGCACAUGAGUGUGACGGCGGAGCUGAGCUGUGGUCAGGAUCUGGAGGAGCUUCUGCUGGACGCCAGUUUGGACACGAGCAGAGACUCACCUUAGUGCUGCAGUGACGACUGAACCAUGUGCAGAGAUGGCGGGGGGGGGGUCUGUGGGCGUGGCUGAGAGCAUGGCUGAGCCCAGAGUCUUGCUCUCGUCCUUCCACGACUCCUGACCCCCCGAACCCAAGCUCGUCUUACAGAUGAUUUAAACUCAUUAAACCGUUAAGAACAGCUGGAUCACUGAUGGUCACUCACUCAUGAGACAUCAUCACAAAUCACCAAAUCUUCAAAAAUCUUCACCACACAACCAAACACGACACUUUCUCUUUCUUUAACUGACUCUGAUGAGCGGAAAAUAUCACGCUGUUAUCUUUCCCUGCAUUCCUCCUGAUGAUUCAGUAACAACCCGGGGCCUGGCACAAACCAAAGACACACACACACACACACACAUGUGCCACUCUGCUCACUGCUGCCCCCAUGUGGACAAUCAACAUCACUGCAGCAGGAGGGCUGAGUCACUGAGUCUGAAUCUGACUGAAUACAAACACAUAAAUGGUGUGUGUGUGUGUGUGUGUGUGUGUGUGUGAGAGAGAGAGAGAGCAUUCUGACUGUCAUGUUUUUUUGUUUUUGUUCUUUAAGGUUCUGUGCUCAGGAACUGUUCUCUGAGCUAAUCUCUGUGUGUGUGUGUGUGUGAUCAUGAUCAUGAACAUCAUGUUCUAAUGGAAACCCAAGUGAAUGUUCCAAAUCUGGGAUUUGAGGAGUUUCUUCCGCUUUGGCUGAUUUUUUUUUUUUUCCAGAAUUUUCCGGAUCUUUCCUGGUCACUGGUGUUCCUCUCCUACAGGAAUGACACUAAAGCUCUGAGACAGAGCAGUGUGUGUGUGUGUCGCUCUUCCCGUGUCUCUUCCUGCCUUUGGGCUUCAUCGCUUCGCCUUUAACCGUCGUCUUUAUUUUUGCUGCUUUCAGAAAUCAUUUAUUUUUUAUUUAUUUUAUUAAAUGGAGUUUUUUUUUCUCCGAGUGAUUGAUCUUCCUCUCUUUUCCCCGGUCUCUCUUUUAUUAGUUGUUACUGAGGGAUUUGGUUUUUAAAGAGUUUUCUCCCGUAUUGGUGUAUAUUUUCAGAUUAUAUAAAGAGCAAUUAUACUUUUUUUAGGGUUAGGGAGAUAUUUUGGGAGUUAUGUUGAUUCUGUAUGUAUAAAAUCGGGAAGGGAAAGUAAACACUGUUUUGGGGAGAAGAGAGGAGUAGAGUGAGGAGGAAAGAUUGCAGAAAGAAUAAAUCCAACACUAUUGUACUGUGUAGUGACACUACAGCUGCAGCCAGCAGGGGGAGCCAGAGAGAGAGACACACACACACACACACACACACACCCCAUAAUGUACAUCACUGAUGAUGUAGUUUUUAAUUUAUUCCAGUCUCUGGCCUCUGAUUGGCUCUCAGCUUUUAGCACUUUGCUGAACCAUAGGCAGGUUGAUCUGCACAUCCACAUCAUCACUCUCUCUCUCUCUCUCUCUCUCUCUCUCUCUGUGCCUCGCCUCCAACCAUCCAACGUUUAUAAAACUUUCAUUUUUAAA